AUGAAGAGGAAUAACCACAGCUGUGGUUCUGAAUUUCUUCUCCUGGGGCUCCCCAUCCAUCUGGAAGAGCAAGACCAGUACUACACCCUGUUCCUGGUCAUGUACCUGACCACAGUGCUGGGGAACCUGCUCAUCAUCCUGCUCAUCAGGCUGGACUCCCGCCUCCACACCCCCAUGUACUUCUUCCUCAGCCACCUGGCUCUCACUGACAUCUCUUUCUCAUCAGUCACAGCUCCAAAGAUGCUCAUGAAUAUGCUGACACAGAGUCAAUCCAUCUCAUAUGCUGGGUGCAUUUCUCAGGUAUAUUUUUUCUUAUUGUUUGGUGAUCUUGACAGUUUUCUUCUCACCUCAAUGGCCUAUGACAGAUAUGUGGCUAUCUGCCAUCCUCUGCACUAUGCCACAAUCAUGAGUCAGAACCUCUGUUUUCUGCUAGUAAUUGUGUCCUGGGUCUUGUCCUCUACUAGUGCCCUGGUGCACACCCUUCUCCUAUCCCAUCUCUCUUUCUGUGGUGACAACACUCUGCCACAUUUCUUCUGUGACCUCUCUGCAUUGCUUAAACUCUCCAGCUCAGACACCACCAUCAAUGAGUUGGUAAUCCUCACCGUAGGAGUGGUAGUCAUAACCCUUCCAUUUAUAUGCAUUCUGGUCUCUUAUGGCCACAUUGGAGCCACUAUCCUGAGAGCUCCUUCAGUCAAGCGAAUCUGCAAAGCCUUUUCCACAUGUGGUUCUCAUCUCUCUGUGGUUACUCUGUUCUAUGGAGCAAUUAUUGGGGUCUACUUUUUCCCCUCAUCCAAUAACACUAAUGACAAUGAAGUCAUUGUGGCUGUGUUGUACACUCUGGUAACACCCAUGAUAAAUCCCUUUAUCUAUAGUCUAAGAAAUCAGGAUAUGAAAGGAGCUCUUAGAAAUAUCCUCAGUAAAAGGAUAUUUUCAAUGUAA
Molecule: messenger RNA, 939 nt
Organism: Cavia porcellus (domestic guinea pig)
Lineage: Eukaryota; Metazoa; Chordata; Mammalia; Rodentia; Caviidae
Product: olfactory receptor 1J21-like
Exons: 1
Coding region: 1-939 (312 amino acids)
Biological process (GO): G protein-coupled receptor signaling pathway
Cellular component (GO): plasma membrane
Molecular function (GO): G protein-coupled receptor activity; olfactory receptor activity
Source: RefSeq, a predicted model, not a curated record